Molecule: messenger RNA, 372 nt
Organism: Caenorhabditis remanei
Lineage: Eukaryota; Metazoa; Nematoda; Chromadorea; Rhabditida; Rhabditidae
Exons: 3
Coding region: 1-372 (123 amino acids)
Source: RefSeq, a predicted model, not a curated record
AUGUCCUCAUAUCCAGAAUACACUCAACUCUCCAGAUAUGAGAAUUUCCACGAAACCACCGAUGCUCUUGAAACAUUGCGAAACAUCCAAAUGCUCUUCCCGAUCAAUGAGUUGACAAAAGAGCAAUGGAGCAUUCUGGAGUGUGUAGCCGAUGGUAGAAGACCUCUUCCAAUCCACCGAGUCACCACAUUUCAAUUCAAUCAACGUGUCGAGUACUGUGCCGACAACGGUGUCCAUCUCCUGGUGACUCGUUAUCUCGAAGUCAAUCCACAUCUCCGUCAAAUCCAUCCGAAGAAGACGGUUCAAGUGCUCCCAUCAAUGUAUCCCGUUGAAAUGUACUUGAAAAAUUAUAGCUCCGUGCUGAAACUCUAA